GGUCGCUUUGACACCCGAGACUUGUGUCCCCCAAGUGCGAAGAGAUGAAAGCUACCUUUGCUUAUCGUUUUGAUGCCCGUUACUUUUCCACCUCCCUAGUUUCCUCAGAAAACCCCUCCAGUCAGUGAAUUCGCCCUUUGCGCUGCUAGAAAGGCCCGUAGCUGUGACUGAGACUCCAGCCGCAGUGAACAUGGAUUGAGUCAUGCUGCUCAAGGAGCCAGGAAAGGACUGAGGUGCGGAAGCUAGCGUUAGCUGGCUAGCCAUGGAGGGAGAUAGAGGAACGCGUGACUUUGUCUCAUUAGACUCUUUUUCGUAAAAUGACUUGAUAGCGGUUAUCGACGACCCAAAAUUAUCCAGUCCACGCACGCAGUUUUUAUUAAAGUGCGCCAUCCUUUAAGCUGCGCACACACCCUGAAUAUGUCAGCCGUCCUGCAGAUACCCACUCGGCUGUCGUUACAUAGGUCCCACUCUGCUCUGAAGCUAGAUCGUGCACUUUGCAGCAAAAACACAUGGGCUUGGCUGGUCCAAAAUAUACAAAUUCUGAAAUAAUCUGAAGAUUUGCAGGUUUUGAUUGAACCUGAUCCCACCAAAAGAGAGUUAAACCAGUGUUUUAUUCAUAUUUCCUAAACACCCCUUGUUAGAUUUAGGUAAAAGUUCUUGCAGACCCUCCUGCAGCUUCAAAUUUGUCAGAAUAGUAGGUGGUCUCUCCUCAGUUGUAUGGAAAACAGUGCUGGAGGUAGCAGGACUGUUGUAGGUCAGCAAUGGGAGGUUCGGUGUCUUGCUGCAUCUCUCCCAGAGAGAGCCCCAAGAUCCACAGGAGAGGGUUGGAGCUGGAGGAGUGUCCCAUUACCACUACUGAGGACGUGAGUGAGGACACUGGGACAUACCUGCAGCACAUCAGCGACAGGGAGCUCCCCGAUGAACUGGCCCAAGAGGCCAACCCAUCAGACCACCCCAGAGCUAGCACCCUGUUCCUCAACAAGUCGCAGACAGAUGUACGUGAGAAAAGGAAAAGCAACUACAUGAAUCAUACAUCCCCUGGACUUCUGACAAAAAAGUUCAGCUCGUGUUCAACUAUAUUCCUCGAUGACAGCACAGUCAGCCAGCCCAACCUCAAGAGCACCAUCAAAUGCGUUGCACUGGCCAUAUACUACCACAUAAAAAACAGAGAUUCAAACCGCUCUCUGGAUAUAUUUGAUGAGAAGAAGCACCCUCUGUCGCGAGAAAAGGUUCCAGAUGACUACUCUGUGAUCGACCCAGAACACAAACUCAUCUACCGAUUCAUAAGAACGCUUUUCAGCUCUGCGCAGCUCACCGCCGAGUGUGCCAUCGUCACUCUGGUGUACCUGGAAAGGCUGUUGACGUAUGCUGAGAUAGACAUCUGUCCUUGUAACUGGAAGCGCAUCGUUCUUGGUGCAAUCUUACUGGCCUCCAAGGUCUGGGAUGACCAGGCUGUGUGGAAUGUCGACUACUGCCAGAUCCUCAAAGAUAUCACCGUAGAGGACAUGAACGAGAUGGAGCGUCACUUCCUGGAGCUGCUCCAAUUCAACAUCAAUGUCCCAGCCAGCGUCUAUGCCAAGUAUUACUUUGACCUGCGCUCACUGGCUGACGACAACAAUCUCAGUUUCCCUCUGGAGCCACUCAGUACCAAACGGGCCCAAAAAUUAGAGGCUAUCUCCAGGCUGUGUGAGGACAAGUACAAGGACCUGAGUAAAUCUGCUAUGAGAAGGUCUGUCAGUGCAGACAACCUAGUUGGCAUCAAGACUUCACAGGCUGUGCUCUCUUAAGUCUGUGACAGCCAUUGAACAUCUGCAGCAGACUGCAAGAUCUACAGGAUAUGAUGCCGCACAUGUUGAGACAUUUCCACAGUAGAUUGCGUUAAUAUAAGCAGCUGAUAAGUUUCAUUACAAAAGCUUAUAUGUUCAUUUUGGAGAGGAACAAAAGAUUUACCAUACAGUAUCACUACAAUGUAAUGAAAUCAGUCUUGUGUGUUCAUUACAAGGAACUUUGGCUAACUGCCUUUAAAGCAUGGUAAAAUGGUGAAAAAUAUGUUUGUUCUUUUUUUAAAAAAAAGUUGGAUGUCUACAGCUGGGAGGAAUCAGAAUGAAAGCACUACCAGAAACUGCACCAAUCUUUUUUUUUCUCUCUCUUUUUACAUCAGCCAGUCUUCUGGGGAGUAAUACCUGGCUAUGGCUGUCUUCUCCCUCCAACCAAACCCCCACUCCUAUAGGUCAAAUGAUGACAGACUGCCAGAGGUGGGAAGUGAUGAAGUACAAAUACCUUGUUACUGUAUUUAGGUAGAAUUUUCUGGUAUCUGUUCCUUACUUCAGUAUUUAUUUUUGAUAACUUUUUACUUUUACUCCCUACAUUUUAACCCAAAUAUCUGUACUUUCUACUCCUUAGGUUUUCAAAACAGGCUCAAAAAACCACCAAAAUAUAAUUUAUGCAUCAUUUAUUGCACCAUAGUCGGGGGUUACAGUGGGCAAUAUUGAAUGGAUGCAGACGUGCUUGCGUUAGUUGUAGUUGUGCUAAUUUAGCAUCUAGCUAGCACAACAGAAGAGAAGCGAGCAUAAAAGGAGUAACAAUUAUUAGAUGGUAGGCAAUUUCAAAUGCAGCGUUUCUGUCAGCUAAGUAAAUAUCAGCAAACACAAACUUUCUGUUCAGUCUGUCACACACUGCCUGCUAGCUAAAGGCCCAGCUGCUGCGUUUCCCAGAGAGUGAGAUAACUUCACUCGGACAUGGCGAAAGAUGUAACAAAGAGAGGACAGGAGAGGAAGAAGAGAGGUUAGCUUUAAAGGUAAGGACUUCUCAGUGACGUUUGAAAAACAAAAUUUAAAGUUAUUUUUUUAAAUUGGGUAUUGGAUCCUUAUGUGCUGUGAAGUUAAGUUUUUUUUUCCCCUGCCAUAUUGUUAAACAGCUUGCAUGGGUGAGGGUUGGGUAACAUGAAGUGUAGCAGAGAUUAAUUUGAAUUUAAGCCGAGUAAAUUCAAAUUCAGCCUUGAUACCAACAGCAUACAGUCUAAUAUAAAGACAGCAUAAACAGCGUACUGUCAGUGUAGGGGAUGGAAAAAAGCAAAGAUAGCUCAUGAAACAUCUGUUUACAGUAAACCUCAGAGCAGCACAGGUCAGCUGAUCACAGCCUGCACACAGAAUCUACUGAAGCUCACAAUAGAAAGUUAUUGUGUUUCUUUUCCCCACACUGAGCUGCUACAACUGAUCUUAGGGUCCCCCCACCUGCUGAAUCCCACUUUAACCAUUGACUGUACUCAUUUUCCUGGUUAGGUACGGAAGCAAAGUCAAAAAACAGUUUGUAUUCCUAUGUAUUAAUUUUAUUGUGACAUUAAAAAAAGCACGAGGUUCAGUUAGUUUUGCACAAAAACAGCAUGUCCUCCAACAAAUGUCCUCCAAAGAGCUACUUUUUACUUUCUUACAUUGAGCACAUUUCAGAGCCUGUACUUUUUCACUUUUAUUUGAGUAAAGAAGUUGAAUCAGUACUUCAACUUUUACUGGAGUAUUUUUUAACACAAGUAUCUGUACUUCUACUUAAGUAAAGAAUUUCUAUACUUUUGCCGCCUCUGCAGACUGUCUUGGAACUACCCUGUGGUGUAGUUAUGUACAUGGACAAAGAGUAGACUUUAUUUUGCUUACUAUGUAGGCCCGUAUAGCUGUGAAAUGUACAAGACUUUAUUUAAUUCAAAUAAAUUUCACGCGCUGUUUAAAAUUGA
This is a messenger RNA of Archocentrus centrarchus (flier cichlid), 3724 nucleotides long. RefSeq names its product cyclin-Y-like protein 1. Gene Ontology annotation, molecular function: protein kinase binding. Lineage: Eukaryota; Metazoa; Chordata; Actinopteri; Cichliformes; Cichlidae. The record is from RefSeq and is a predicted model, not a curated record. Gene Ontology annotation, biological process: regulation of cyclin-dependent protein serine/threonine kinase activity. The coding region runs from base 762 to 1787 and encodes 341 amino acids. The transcript is spliced from 10 exons.